This is a messenger RNA of Phycodurus eques (leafy seadragon), 3834 nucleotides long. It is a transcript of the gene crema, whose product is annotated as cAMP responsive element modulator a. The coding region runs from base 1904 to 2242 and encodes 112 amino acids. Gene Ontology annotation, biological process: regulation of transcription by RNA polymerase II. Lineage: Eukaryota; Metazoa; Chordata; Actinopteri; Syngnathiformes; Syngnathidae. Gene Ontology annotation, molecular function: DNA-binding transcription factor activity, RNA polymerase II-specific; RNA polymerase II cis-regulatory region sequence-specific DNA binding; protein binding. Gene Ontology annotation, cellular component: nucleus; ATF4-CREB1 transcription factor complex. The transcript has 3 exons. The record is from RefSeq and is a predicted model, not a curated record.
GGGUUUCAAAGUCGAGAAACUGCUCUCCUAUGUUGUGCCAUGCAUUUAUGUAGGGGUUGCUUGGUCUCUCCAUUUAGGGGUGAUUACUUUCCUCACUGCACUGCACUACAUAAACAACACUGCUGGUUUGCUUCUCAGGGUUUUGCCCUUGGGGUGAACCAGUUGUUGACUGAAAAUUUUGGUGAGUUUGAAAUGUAUCGGUACGUGAUGUUUGGAGACCCCAAGGAAAAACUCCUGAGAAGCAAACUCGGUAAUGUUUUUGUGGUGUUGAAGAAGCCUUUUGGAUUAAAAACAAAAUGUUUAUCAUUGUGCAUGUAGUUUGCAAUGGUGCUUAACUACACUACAAACUACAAUGACUGAUUUAAAAAAAAAAAAGUUUGUUAAAACUCAGACAUCUUUCCCAUUUGACACAAGUCAAGACAUUGUCUUUGGACGCUAGUCCCGCCCCCUUUUGAGAAUCAGCCAAUCAGAGCACACUCUUGUUUGUUGACUUUCUCCAGUUGCGUCACUGCCUCUUAAAAUAUGGUGUCAAGUUCAGGUUUAAAGUCUGAGUUAAGGUAUCAAACAAUGGUUAGGGUUUCCACUGUGGUUAAGGUUUAAAAUGAUGGUCAAGCAAUAAACCCUCAGGGUUUUCGAAUUACGGUUUGAAGACUGGGUUAGGGUUUCCAGCAAGGAGUGGGGUUUCAAGCCUGGAUCAAAGUUUCAAGUUCGGGUUUCAAAGUAGGGUUUCAUGUCAGUGUUAUUGUUUCAAGUUAGGGUUUUACGCCAGAGUUAAGGUUUCAAACAAAGGGUACGGUCGAAACAUGAGUCAAGGUUUCAAAGUAGGGUUAAGGCAGGGUUAUUGUGUGAAAUUACAGUUUCAAACAAAGGUUAUAUCAUCAUUUCAAGCCAUGGUUAGGGUUUCAAAGUAGGGUUUCAAACAAGGAAUAUGGUUUGAAGCCUGGGUCAAAGUUUCAAGUUAGGGUUUCAAAGUAGGGUUUCAAGCCAGAAUUGGGGUUUCAAGUUUGGGUAUCAAAGUAGGGUUUCAAAUUCUGGUUUAAGGUUUCAUAUAAGGGAUGUAAGUUUUAAGCAUGGGUCAAGGUUUCAAAGUAGGGUUUCAGGCACAAUUAGGUUUUAAGGUGGCGUUAAUUUUUAAAGUUAGGGUUUCAAGCAAAGGUUUGAUUAUAGUUUCAAGACAGGGUGUGGGUUUCACAAUGAGAUUAUGGUUUCAAGCCAAGUUUGCUCAAAUUGAAGAUGUGCGUUUAAGUCUUCCUCUUGUUUCUGCAACAGUUUGUUCGAUUGGGUUGUCUUGAACGUCACCUCAUCCACUAUGGGAAAACAUAAUAAUAAUAAUAAUAAUAAUAAUUACUAUUAUUAUUUAGAAUAUAUUAUAAACAUAAUAUUUGAUGAUUCAGUGUACAAAAUUUUUAUUAUCUAUCUUGUAGUUUGCACUGAUGUUCAACUACUCUCCACCACACUGAUAGAUUAGUCUUUAUGAGUUAAAAGUUAGGUAAAACUCGCACGUCUUCCUCACUUGACACAAGUCAUCUUCUUUGGCCGCUCGCCCCGCCUCCCUGUGUGCAGCAAAUCAGAGCGCCCUCUUGUUUGUCGCGCCUCUCCAAUUGCGUCACUCCUUCUAAAAAUAACCCCGCUCCGCCUCCCCCUUUGACAUUAUGAUACUGGGGGGCAACCCAGCGCGUCUGCACUGACUUAAACGGCCGUCGGUGACGUCAUGGUGACGCCAAUGCCGGUAAUUGUAAUCCGGCCGCAAAGUUGACGAGCGGCCAGAGAGAAACAACACAAGUCGGUCAAGGAAGCGAACGAGACCGGAGCGCCAUUCGGAGUUCAGCCGGCUAGCGAGACCGGUGGUUGGUGGUUUCCUUUCUUCUCUUUGUUUUCGGUUCUGGCUCUCUGGGGAACAAGAAUGGCCGUCACUGGUGAUGAGACCGAGUCAGCGGCCACCGGAGACAUCCCCGCCUGCCAGUUGCGCUCACCCACCUCCAGCCUGGCCCACAGCAUCGUGAUGGCUGCGGCGUCUCACGGUGCUACGCACAGCCCACUGUCGCACCACGCCGAGGAAGUCACCCGCAAGCGAGAGGUCCGGCUCAUGAAAAACAGGGAGGCUGCACGAGAAUGCCGGCGGAAAAAGAAGGAGUACGUCAAGUGUCUGGAAAACCGUGUUGCUGUGUUGGAGAACCAAAACAAGACGCUGAUUGAGGAACUGAAGGCACUCAAGGACAUUUACUGCCACAAGGGGGAGUAAGAGCACCCGAUAACGGCUACCCGUCGUUUCCCGCCACAGCAACCCGCCAAACUGUUGUGACCACGCCCGCUAGCUCAGGCCUCUACCAUGCCGCAACCUCCCUCCUCGAGUCCCGGGAACACCGUUCUGCUCUGUACUCUGAGAAGCACUCUACUUGAAGGAUAAUGAUGUAAAACGCCUCCCGGGAAUGGCACCUGAAUGCACCGUUUGUGUCAUUUUCGCUUUCGUUUCUGCCAGUUUUUGUGAUUCGAAGUAGCGAGCGCUAACUUCCAGCUGUUUAACUCAGCAGUUAGUAAAAACAUGGCUAUUAUUUUUGUAGCCAAGGGCUCACCUUACAGGUGUAAUUAAGAUAUUGCAUAACCAAGACAUUAUAAGAUGCUACCGAUGCUAAGAUAGACGCUAAAUGCUAACUGAUCGUUGUCAUGUUCAUGGAGAUUCACCAUACACAAAUUUGUAAUUUUAGCACUGAUGCUAGUACUAACAAAGAUCAAAGCAAGGGUUUGCGAUGGAAACAUUAACAUUCUUGGAAGCUGCUGAUACUGAGCUAAUAGUGCUAAAAGCUAACAAAACUCAUCUGUUUUAUAACCUCAGUGUAGCGUUCAAUCAAAGCACCCUCUCCAAUGACUGUCAGAAAUGAUCGGCUGCUACAAAUGUUCCGAUAUUGAGCUAAAUUCUUACAAAUGUCAACAAAAAGACAAAAGUGAUUGUACUCCAAAAGCCAUCAAGGAAGAUGACACGACCACAAAUUUAUCAGAAGCUAAAGAUGCAAAGCUAAUUGUGCUAAAGGCUAAAAAAGUUAGUUUGUUUUGUAACAUCAGUGUAGUAUGUGUGUAUAAGAACCCACAACAACACAACUUUUUGCAAUAACAUUAGCACUGUUGCUAGUACUAAUAAAACUGUCCUGGCACCAACAGCAUAGACCGUUAGGCAAUCCAGGCACCAGUAAUGCUAUUCUCCAGGCUGGAAUAGCAUCCUAAUGAUUUUCACGCUAUUCUAUUUUGGGUUCAAUUGUUGCAUACGUGACUAAUAUUAAGUAUUAUUUUUAAAACAUUGAGCUCAGCAGACCGCAGCUGCACGUCAAUCAAAGCACAAUCACUCACCAGUCAGUCAUUUACAGACAUGAUCGGAAGCUAAAUAUGGUAAGCUAAACUAAUUAUGCUAACAAAGCUUGUCUGUUUUGUACCAUCAGUGUCUGAUUAUUGUGGUGUAUGUGUACAGGCACUAUAGACACAUCUACAAUAGUGUUACCAGUGAUGAUAUAGCUAAUAAAACAACACGUCUCCUGGCUGGUCCACCAACAUAAAUAAAGAUCGUUGCUGUAGUUGAACAGCACAGCACUGCUGUUCUCCAUGUUACAUAAACUGAAAUAACAUCCCAAAGAUAUUCAAGUUAAAUUGUUUCAUAUUGUUGCUUUAAUUGAUAUCAAGGUUUAUUGUCUAUCAAAGCACAAUCAAUCAAAACCAGUCAGUUGAUUAUCAGUCAUUAUUGUUUCGAAGAAAAUGUGACACUUUUUAACCAAGACAGGAGCUCCAGUUGUCCUUUUUGUACAAUUUUUUUUCUUUGUAGUGUAAAUAAAGUGGUUGAGAGCUGUU